AUGAGCCGACCCAAUGCCAAAGGAGGGGCCAAGCGCCGUAAGAACAAGCGGGGUGGUGGAGGCAAGGACCCCAGUGGAGUGAGCAGCAUCAGGAACUCCCCAUCUGCAGUGCUGUGUGGCUCCCAGGCCACCGUCAUAGCGGCCCCCCUCUCUACAGCAGUGGCAAACAGCCCCCACAGCGUGAGUGAGUAUGUGGGCAGCGCAGCCCUGGGAGGCUAUUUGGAAACUUCUUUUAACGUCGUCAGCACUCAAAGAACUCCACCCUACCCCGCUGUUGAUUACUGUGUUCUGUGCAGAAAUAAGCGGAAAGAUUCUUCUUUCUUAGAAAGUGGGAUUAAGGCUGCAAGCAAAUUGGGCCUUUCCAUAGCUCCCAAGGGCAGCAGUGUGCCACACAAGCUGCUGUGGGUGUGUCUGCACUGCCAGUGGACCGUGGAGAAAUUGAGGAUUUAUGGCAGCCUGGACCAGUCAGCACAGGGCCAAGACUUACUUGUCCAUGGCUCUCUUGGUGGGUCCCUGGCAGAAGAAGCAGAAGGCGGUAGGCUAGCUCUGGGUGCUCAGCCCCCACCCUUGGACACCGCAUGUGCCCCUGAGGCCUGCAAUAAGCCCAGAGAGAUCUCAACAGAGACAGACCUGGAGUCACAGCAGUUGCAGAACUACUGGUCAGAACUCCGCUACAUUGUUUGCUGCAUAUACCGCGGGGCAGAGACCCCACUGGUACCCGACAAGGAAGGGGUGAAGGAGCUCGUGGAUAGGCUCUGCAAAUCAGACCCCUCCCAGCUGUACCAGCGGUUGGAUCAACAAGCACGAGAUUAUGUGCUGGAGAUGAAGAUAGGCCUCCUGCGGCAGCUAUCGGCAGCAUCCAGAGUGGGAGUGCCAUCCUGCCUGCAAAGUCCCCUGCAGGCCCACCAGUUCAUCUCCCUCCUUCUCAAGGAGUAUAGCACCCUUUGCCAGGCGGCACGCACCAUCAGCACCUUCCUAGUCACUCUAGAAAAUAAACACUUGAAUGCAUUCCAGGUGACAUGGGAAAUGCAUAAUAAACACCUGUUUGAAAAUCUGGUUUUUGCGGAGCCCCUUCUCCAGAGCAACUUGCCAGCAUUGGUGUCACAAAUCAGGCUGGGAAUCACAAUGCCCAGUGCCUGCAGUGAGGACACAUACAGCACCUUGCUACAGCAGUACCAGCGCUUGGAAGAGGAACUGCGCAGGGUCGCCAAGGAAUGGCUGGAGUGCCAGAAGAGGGUCAGCACCUACAUCAGUGAGAAGAUGACAAUGAAAACCAAGUUAACAAAAGACUUGAAGCAUUUUAAACAAAGGCAAUUCCAUGAAGAGCAGUUAACCAAUAAGAAAGCAGGCACUGGUGAGAACUUCAUGGAUGCCAUGAGGCAUGUGCUUUCCUCACCACCAUGUGUUCCUGAUUGCCCCUAUGAUUGCAGCCACUCACACAUCCUCAGGAGUAGCAUCAUGAAGCCUCCCACCAUCAGCAACACCCACCAGCUGCCACUCCAGGUGGGCUCUGCUGCUGACUGUCUCUCUGAGAGUCACCUGCCCAGCAUGUCAUUGGAAAGCUCGGGGCCACAUUCUAGCUCUUCCAUUACAACACAGCAGCUUCCCAGGCUCAUCGGCACAGGCACUAUCUCUACACCAGCUUUUUGUAGUGAAGAUGAGGUAGCUUCAUUGUCAGCUAAAUUUUCUGGUAUUUAUCCAUUCAAUAACAACAAUACCGACGUAGUGAACAACAUGAGGUCUGAUGCUCUGGGGGACCCUGAGGGCCUUCUGCUCAGUGGCUCAACCCUGGCCUUGCCAGCCUGUUACAACCCCAACUGUGAAGGGCAAUGCUGCAAAAAAAGCAUCUAUGACCCACAGCAGGAAGGCAGGGACAAGAGUGCAGACAAAGACAGCUGCUCAGAGCACAGCUCCAGCACUAGCACCAGCAGCUGCGUCUGUGCCUGCGCCUGCACCUGCACCUGCACCAACCAGAAGGAGGGCAAGUAUUGUGACUACUGCUGUGAAUUCUUCAAGCACAGCUGGCCUUCAGCCAUACCAAGGGGCAGGAAUUAUGAAGACAUGAGGGAAAAACUUCGUUUCCGGCUGGCUAAGAGAAAAGAAGAGCAAUCUAAGAAAACGGACCAGCUCUCAGAACAGGAGAGAAUAGUGGAUCAUCGCACAGUGGAGGACUUGCUGCAGUUCAUAAACAGCACAGAGACCAAGCCCGUGAGCAGUGCACGCACAGCCAAGCGAGCAAGACAUAAACAGAGAAAGCUGGAGGAGAAGGCUCGCCUUGAAGCAGAGGCUGAGGCCCAGGAGCAAGUGCAACUCCGAGAGGAGCAGAGGCAACGGGAGCAGAGACAACAGGAGGAAAGGCAACUGGAGGAAGAGGUGGACUUGCGGCUCACAGAGGAAUUUCAGCAGCUUCAGAAGCUUGGAGUUGUGAAAAAGGAGAGAAAAAGUAAAGACUUUCUCAAGUUGGACAUGCUUGGUGGAAAUUUCAAGGCAGCAACAAGGUCUGUGCCUGACUCUGCACACAUGCACAGUGGUUCCCAAGAGCAAACUGAAACACCAAAAACCUCAUCUCACUCCCCUUCCAGACAUGCAGACCACACAGGGCCAGGGGCUCAUGGGGACUCCAGGCUUGUCCUGCCAAAGGAGGUCAGUGGGAAGCAGCAGGAGCCCUUGUCUUUUCUCCUGGACAUAAAGCACCACCACAAGAAGGGUAUUGGCAAAAAGAAGCCAAAACAGGGAUGGAAGGCCAGCAGCGAGCCAACAAGAAGGCCUGCAGAGUUCCUGAGAGCCUCAGAAGGCCAGCCCAGACCCCAGCCCCAGAAUGAGGCAAAGGCUAAAGUUCUUGACCUCACUUCACUGGCAGAGCAGAAGAAAAAGGAGAGAAAAGCUAACAGAAACAACAAUAACAAGAAACAGAUGAACCAGGUCAAAGAUGGGAAGGCCAGCCCAGGCCCCACUGAGCCUGCCUGCCCCAUCCGACAGGCAUACAACAAGCUGGCACUGGUAGACCUCCCUCAACCCAGGGGCAAGAGCAAGAAAAACAGGAAGAAAAAGGAAGACCGAGAUGAUAGCUCGCUUGAUGAUGUCUUUAUGCCUAAAGAUAUUGACCUAGACAAUGUGGAUAUGGAUGAGACAGAGAGGGAAGUAGAGUAUUUCAAAAGAUUUUGCUUGGAUUCUGCCCGACAGACCCGACAAAGACUGUCCAUCAACUGGUCCAAUUUUAGCUUGAAAAAGCCACCUUUGCUGCACACUGAAUGA
Messenger RNA from Molossus molossus (Pallas's mastiff bat), 3255 nucleotides. Its product is annotated as protein FAM193A-like. The transcript has a single exon. The record is from RefSeq and is a predicted model, not a curated record. Bases 1 to 3255 code for a protein of 1084 amino acids. NCBI's taxonomy places the organism in Eukaryota, Metazoa, Chordata, Mammalia, Chiroptera, Molossidae.